Oncorhynchus keta (chum salmon) is the source of this 3551-nucleotide messenger RNA. Its product is annotated as 6-phosphofructo-2-kinase/fructose-2,6-bisphosphatase 4-like. The transcript has 14 exons. The record is from RefSeq and is a predicted model, not a curated record. Gene Ontology annotation, cellular component: cytosol. Lineage: Eukaryota; Metazoa; Chordata; Actinopteri; Salmoniformes; Salmonidae. Bases 101 to 1534 code for a protein of 477 amino acids. Gene Ontology annotation, biological process: fructose metabolic process; fructose 2,6-bisphosphate metabolic process. Gene Ontology annotation, molecular function: 6-phosphofructo-2-kinase activity; fructose-2,6-bisphosphate 2-phosphatase activity; ATP binding.
AUAUGAUAUCAUUCCCUCGCAGCUCUUGUUGCUCAAACUAGCUGUCAUUAAGUAGAAUAUCGCUUCUGUCGCUUAAAACGGGACAGGUGCAGCGACCAGGAUGACUUCCAACGAAUACAAUAUAAUGGCUACAUCACCCCGUGAGCUUACUCAGAACCCGCUGAAGAAAAUAUGGAUGCCAUGGAAAAACGGGCUCUUUGUACACAUUUUACAAAGAAGGGUAUGUAUGACCAACUGUCCCACCCUCAUUGUGACGGUGGGCCUCCCAGCGAGAGGGAAGACCUACAUCUCCAAGAAGCUGACCCGCUAUCUCAACUGGAUUGGCGUGCCAACCAAAGAGUUCAACGUGGGUCAGUACAGGAGGGAGUGUGUGAAGAUCUACAAGUCUUUUGAGUUUUUCCAUCCAGACAAUGAAGAGGGGCUGAAGAUCAGGAGGCAGUGUGCACUGACGGCGCUGAAUGAUGUGUGCCAGUACCUGACUGUGGAGGGAGGCCAGGUGGCGGUGUUUGAUGCCACUAACACCACCAGGGAGAGGAGAUGGACCAUCACCAGGUUUGCAGAGCAGAAUGGCUUUAAGGUGUUCUUUGUGGAGUCUGUGUGUGAAGACCCUGAUGUCAUUGCAGAGAACAUAGCGCAAGUGAAGCUGGGUAGUCCUGAUUACAUAGACUGUAAUACAGAGGAGGUCAUCGAGGACUUCAUGAAGAGAAUCAAGUGCUACGAGAACUCUUACCAGCCACUGGAUGAGGUUCUAGACAGGGAUCUGUCCUACAUUAAGAUCAUGGACGUGGGCCGGAGAUACCUGGUGAACAGGGUGCUGGACCACAUCCAGAGCCGCAUUGUCUACUACCUAAUGAAUAUCCACAUCACACCACGUUCCAUCUACCUGUGUCGCCAUGGAGAGAGUGACCUCAACGUCAAAGGACGCAUCGGAGGAGACUCAGGCCUGUCUGGCAGGGGCAAGGAGUUUGCAAAGUGUCUGGGGAAGUUUAUCCAGGAGCAAAACAUUAACAAUCUGAAGGUGUGGACCAGUCAGAUGAAGAGAACCAUUCAGACAGCCGAGGCCGUGGCUGUCCCCUAUGAGCAGUGGAAGGCUCUCAACGAGAUCGAUGCUGGUGUGUGUGAAGAGAUGACGUAUGAGGAGAUUCAGCUACAUUUCCCUGUGGAGUUUUCACUGAGAGACCAGGACAAAUACCGCUACCGCUACCCUAAAGGAGAGUCCUAUGAGGACCUGGUGCAGCGGUUGGAGCCAGUCAUCAUGGAGCUGGAGAGGCAGGAGAACGUCCUGGUCAUCUGUCACCAGGCUGUCAUGCGCUGCCUGCUCGCUUACUUCCUGGAUAAGAGUGCAGAGGAGCUGCCUUUCCUGAAGUGCCCUUUGCACACUGUAUUGAAGCUGACCCCUGUGGCGUAUGGAUGUAAAGUAGAGUCUGUCUGGUUGAAUGUGGAAGCUGUGAACACCCAUAGGGACAGGCCAGAGAAUGUAGACAUUUCACGGAUGCCGGAAGAAGCCCUGUUCACAGUCCCCGCCCACCAGUGAUGAGUGACAGCGCACAAAGUUUAGAUUCAAUCAGUUCUUCCUUCACCUGCGAUAACUGACAACUAUAUAACAGUUUCAUUGCUUUUAUUCAUGGAAUGUAACGUAAUGUAAUGGUGUAACGGCGUUAGAGCUGUCAAAUCAGGUAGCGACUCUCGGCGUGAUACCUAUUGCGGACAUUUCCAUUUUAUGUGACGAGUCGCAUUAGUAAUAAUCCCAUGCAGCCUUGUUACAAGUUCAAACACAGGAAUGUGUUGUAAUAUACACCUCGAUUAGGCUGAUAUGAAUCCUCAUUAUUUAGGUUAAUGAUGUUCAAUUUAUUAUUUCUAUAUAGCCUUGACUUUCUCUUUAUGUACUUCUAAUGUGAGUGGGACGGGUGUGGCUUGGUGACAAUAACCGCACGAGCAGCCGCUCAGAUUAGACAGCUCUAAAGCAGUUCCACUUCCAGCACCUCCUAAACACCAGCUAUGCAGGUGUUGGCUACCACUGGUUAAUGCUUGAUCUGAUUGAAUCCGAAUCUUUCAUUUGACAUAUUUCUAUCUAUAGCGGCAAUCAGCAGAGGAAACAAUUACGAAGAGUGAUCCCCGGUUUCGGUAAAAAGCUGAGGGAUGGGCUGGAGAAAUGUAACUAUUCUCAAAUUGGGAUGACCAUCCAUGAUAUCAACAUUGAGUUUUAACCAUGUUUUGAGGCUAUAUAGUGUUUGUUUACAUUUACUUUGGUUACAAACAUUGGAGUAAAAGCUUAGAUUUUGGGUUCUGAUGGAGGCAUUUAUACAUUUUAUUCUUCAAAGAAUCAUUCAUUUAUAAGUCCAAAAAUGUAAUUAGCGACUGCUGAUUUCCCCUUUUAAACAUACUUGUUUAAUCUUGGUUCUUCACCUGAUCUGUAUCUUUCCUUCUGUGCAAAAUUGGCUGUGUUUAGACAGGCAUCCCAUCCCAAUCCUGAUCUUUUUUUCCACAAAUUGGUCUUUUGACCAAUCAUAUCAGAUAUUUCUCAGAGCUGAUCUGAUUGAUCAAAAACAAUUUUGUGAAAAAAAUAUCAGAAUUAGGCUGCCUGUCUAAAUGUCUAGAGAACUGGAAUCCAGUUCAAUGGUGAUUCACCCCACUAUCGGGGUAUGUGUGCCUGUGAGUGUGUUUUGUAUGUAUGUGAGUGAGUGUAUAAUGAACAAUGUAAGGACAAUCUGAUGUGAAACCUUUUUUAUAAACAUGACAUAUGGCUUUUAAUCAAAUUGUAAAGUGUCUUGACACUGGCUGCGUUUACACAGGCAGCCCAGUUCUGAACUUUGUCCACUAAUUGGCCUUUUAACCAAUCAGAUCAACUCUUUUGCCAAUCAUUUGGUAAAGAUCAGAAUUGGCAGCCUGUGGAAGCGAAAUGUAAUACUCCUUGUUCUUAGUAUUUUAGUUGUUGUCCAACCAUUUGUCAGUUCUUUUUUUUUUAAAGCUGUUUUUUUAUUUUGUGAAUUUCCUAUUAAACCAACUAUUGCGUUUACCCGCUACAGAAGAUGUGAUAUUUGGAAUCAGACUCUAGGUGGGGACAUAAAUUGUAGGUAAUAUUUUUUUUUAAAUAUAUAUAUAUAUGUCUGGUAUAAAAUCAAGACAUAAAGGUGGUUUUGCACAUCUAUUUUUUUCAAUCAAGGUCAUCUUCAUCUAGUUCAAAUCUAAACUGAUUGACUUUUUUUUUCAUGUUGCAUCAGUGAUCUGCUAUAUCAAGAAUGUGUUUGGCUCUAUUGCUCAAUGUCUGCUGUAGUUUAGCAUCAGUAGUCUCAUGUCAAAUCAAUUGAAAUGACUACUAAUAUCUGUGUAAACACAAGUAGUGAUCACCAUAAUAAUCAGGUGUCAGUAAUAAUAUAAUAAUAAUAAUGCUGUGAAUGUCAAUAAAUCGCUCACUGGUUGUUUAUCGUUUUCAGCAGGUUCACCAUGUCUUGUUUGUUCAUUUUGACUUGUUUGUCAACGUGCCAAGAAUAUGAUGCAUUCAAUGUAAAUAUCUACAUCAUCCAAAUGGGAAUAAAUAUGUUUUAGUUAAA